AAGAGCGCACCAAAAGGCUUGGUGCUGGUAUAUACGCAAAUAGUGCAAAACUGGAAGGCACAAACACACGAACGGACGGAACGGAACGCCGGAGCAGGCUGCUGACGCGUUUGAACUUCGGUCCCUGGUGCUGCAUUCAACAAGGUGGUGGCAUUGGCUGCACAACACGCUCGAAGAGUGGGCAAACACGCUCUCCCGGUCCAAGGUAGCUGGCCAGUGGAACAGUACAGAACAGGCAGACGAACCACACAGGUGUGUUUGGUGCGUUUCUGUGCAGCACCGUUACUGUGCGUGCGUGUGUGACGGGUACGCUGUGCCGUGCGGAAGCUUCCAGCGAGUUGUGGGUUGUGUACGCGUUAUCAUGUGUGUAAUGCAUCGGUGAAUGGAUGUUCUAAAACGAGAAAAAUCAGUGUAAAUCAAAAGUAUAAUUCCAGCGUGAUGUAAAACCAAAAAGUGUAAGUUAAAACAACAACCACACAGCACACAGCACACAUCUUCCGAGCGUAAUUUCCAAAUGGUGCCACUGGUGUGCCACGGCUGGUAAAAGCCCCAGCCCAGCAGUGCAAUGUUUAGCAAAUCCACCUUUCUGAAGGGAGCGGCUGGUGCGGCUGCGACCGUCCUGUGCCCCGGUGGGGCCACUAGCAGCAGUGGAACAGCAACGGUCUGUGGAACCAGCAGCAGCAGCAGCAGCAGCAGCAUCGCUGACAAGCAUCGAUUCCGCAAGAUGGGCACGCUGCUACCGAGCCCGGUGAAGCUGUUCAGCAAACGGCGCUGCUACCUGUGCCUCAAGAUAGCGAUACUGGUCGUCGUGUUCGGGCUGUACUUUAUGCUGCUGCUGCGCGAAUCGAUGAGCGCCCUGACCGGGUCGUCCUCCUCGUCGUCCGGCUCUACCUCGCCGUUCGCGUCGAUGGCUUCGUUUGCCGCGCUGACGUCGCGCGGUGCAAAAAAGGCAGGCGGCGCCGGCAGCAGUGGCAAGCUGGAUGCGUGGCAGGACAAGCGGCACCAUCACGGCGGCGGCCGUGCCAAGCAGCAGGGUGGUUCCGGCCUGAAGGGACCACCGCCCGGGGGUGGCAGUAAACAGCGGCAUCAAUUUCCACCGCUGCAGCAGCAUUCGCCGGCCGCCGAUGGGAAUGGCGGUGCGGGGUCGAACCACUCCACCCUGAAUCCGGUGUACGAGUACUCGGACGAGAUGAAUGCCGCCGCCGAGACGGACUUUAACGAGCGGCGCAUGGUGCUGUGGAACGUCUGUGCGGAGCACCGGAUCGUAGGGAAGUAUCCGCCGAAUGCGUGGGAAUUUUUCAUCUCGCCCGGGCACGGCAUUGCCUGGUGCAACAUCUUCAAGGCGGCAAGCAGCACCUGGAUGUACUAUUUCAACAUACUCGGAGGAUACAGUGUGCAGUACCUGCAGCGGACGAAAGCGUCACCGAUCGAUCUCGCCCGGAAACGGUUUCCCCGACCCACCGCGAACGAGCUGAACGACUACAUCUCCAACACGAUCUCGUUCCUGAUCGUGCGCGAACCGUUCGAACGGUUGCUGUCCGCCUACCGCAACAAGCUGGAGGGUUGCCGCAACAAGUACUACAAGCUGCUCGGCGAACAGAUUGUGAAAAAGUUCCGCAAAGCUCACCCACCGAAGGGUGUGAAACCACCCCACGGGCCGACGUUUCGCGAGUUUCUCGAGUUUCUCGUCAGCCACUACCGGUCGGGCGGCCGGUUCGACGAGCACUGGAGCCCGGUGUACUCGUUCUGUACGCCCUGCAGCAUCAACUUUACGCUGAUCGCCAAAAUGGAAACGUUCCAGCGGGACAGCGAGUACAUCAUACGGCAGGCCGGGCUGGAGACGCUGCUGCUGAACAAGAUGCCGCGAUACAAGGCGCGCUGGAUCACGAACCGGUCGACGAGCGACACCCGGAACCUUAUACCGAGAUACUUUGCACAAAUCGACGAGAAGCUGCUCACGGACGUGCUGGAGAUCUAUCAGCUAGACUUUGAGCUGUUCGGGUACAACAGCACCAAGUACUACGGCUACGUCCAGUCGCCCGAUUACGGAUAGCGUGCAGCGACGACCCGGGGCAGGGGCAAAGUACUUUAAAAGACUAAAAACUGAACAAAUGGGCUGAACAGUUGCAAAGAAAGGCCACAGUUGGUAUUGUGUUGCCGGUCCCUUUGAGGACCAGGGCGAUCGGUGCGAGGAUUACGGUGCGUGUGUGCGUGCUUAAGUGUGUAUCUAUUAGGCACCGACAGCCGACAACCCGAUGUGAGCGAUGUUUAGAUGUUUAGAUAAUUGUUUUAGAAAUUCACCAAAGAAGAUGAAUGUUUUUUCCUUAUACAACCAAAACAAAACAACCAAACCAAAGUGUACACCGAUAUUUAUACAUUAUACUUCAUUCAAACCUGUGCGCGAGUGAGCGAUCUCUCACCGCCAUCUCAUGGCCCUCCCAGUGUUUGAAUAUUUCUAGUUUUUUUUUUAAUAUACAAAUUGCUGCACUGCAAAUCGUGAUAAAUAGGUUCAACCGCCGCCGUGAGUUUUUUGCGUUACACGCCACCAAACUUAGGAAGAUAGUUAUAGCUUCAAAAUUUCAAUCCCGGCACCGCUACUACUGCAGCUCCCUUGUGUAGUGUAAGGAGCGAGUUGAGUUAUUUGAACUGUUAAAGACGGUAUAUUUAUGCUCUUAUAAAAAGCAUGCUCUUAUUUAGCACAAAAAAUCCUUUAAACCAACCGAACAGAGAGCACAGCGUUGAGGCGACGGGAACGGUUCGUGUGAGAGCUUAUGGAUUUUUAAUCGUUAACUUUUUACCACCGGGCAAAAACCACGCAAAAACCUGAGACAGAGUACAGAUAAUGCAACAUUCUUUAGUGUCAGAAUAGUCAAUAGAUAGUAGCCAGAAUUAGCCAGAAUAGACAGGAUGAGAAUAUGUGUUUUUUUUUCAGUCAGCAUCUUUUUAGUAAUGCUUGUUCUCCCUGGUCCGCUGCGAUCACCUGAUUGCUUUUCUAAAACGCUUCCUGUUCCAGCCGAACCAGCAGCACCACCGGGUAACGAAACGAUGUAACGAAAUGAGAUGUGGUAGCGAUGCAAACAACGCAAACAAACCUUUUGGGAGGUUCAAAGUGCCAAACAGUAAGAAAAACAACAUACGGAAAGCAGCUUAAACCUGCUUCACCCUUGAGGCGUGAUGAUAAACGUGUAGAAAAAUAGGACAAGUUUGAAGAGAACGAAUGUGCGCUUUCACGAAAUGGACUGGCUGGUGUAGGGUAAAAGAGACCACACACUGUGUACACUUCUGUAGUUUGCAAAUCGAGCGUGAAAUAUUCGCACGGAGAACUACUUGUUCCCCUCCCUCCCCGGCCCGGUAAUGUCUACGUCCUAGAAUAGGUGGCGAACUAUUUACAACCCCCAAAGCAAAACAAAAAACGAUUAAUGAAGAACGGUAAGAUGGUAGUAGCACGGAGCUGUUCGAUAUACCCUGUUGUACACGUGGUGGAAGUAAUAAUUAUAACAAAGAAACACAUUUACACGCAUCGAACGGAAAACAGCGGCACGAAACGAGAAAAAAAACGCGACAAACGAGACUAAUAGCGGUGAAGGUAGAACAAGGGAACUAGAGAACUAGAGCGAAUGGAAGAGCACGAAACAAAGAUAUAGAUAGAGAGAAAAGAAGAGAGUCACUUGAGCAAGGGAUGGUUUUGAUAAACAUAUUUAACAAACAACAACGUUCGGAAAACUAAACAAAUCAAAAUUCUAAAUUUUGACCCAAUGUACUUGAUUUUACGUCUUUCUUUUCCAAAAAUGCAAAAAAAAAACGUGUCGUAAAAACCACUGUCGUGUAUUCUCAUCGUAAAAUUGUAGCUAGAACGAGUUCAAGUGUGUGUGUGUGAUCUAAAAGAAAAGCCAAAACAAACGUGUGUUGCGAAAAAGAAACUAAACCCACGACGAUGUUAAUAUGUAGGAUUGAAACGUUUCAAUGACAGGAGGAGACGGAAAGGCAAAAGAAAAUACUAUCGGCAAAACUCGAAAUGUAAUCGUAAAACAACCUUGAUGCUAGUGACUAUAUAAAAACACUACACCUAUAUAUAUAUAUAAAUAUACAUUAACACACAUAUAUGAACCUAUGCGAUGAUGAACAAAACAAACAAACAAACAAACAAAACCAUUUACAACCCUCUAUCUUCAUCUGUAAAUCAAUUUAACACUGUUUAUGAAAUGAAACAACAUGACAAAAAACCUACAGAAUUAUAGUCCCCGGUUUAGAGAGUAUAUUAAACGCGCUCACUCAUACACAUACACACACACACACACAAAAUAUACAAAACAAAUCAUAAAACAAACGUUAGAACUUUAACUAACCGAAAAACGGUAUGAAAUUAAUAAACAGGUUUAUCUAAACAAACACAGUAAGUGGACAAGUAAGUGGAAGUAACAUUAGCAGCAAAAGAAAUGGAAAACAACAUGAGAAAACGUUGAAGUAAAAUCUACACACAGAAAAUACAGACGGAAAACGGAGGAAGAAAGAGAGAGAGAGAGAGAGAGAGAGAGAGAGAGAAAACAAAGCAACAAAGGAAAGCAACAGAGAGUUUGCUAACCUGCUAAAACCCCCACACAUUAAUUACACAACACGGUUCGUAGAUAUAUAUAGGAUAAAAAUACAUAAAAAAAUAUGUUUUCAUUUCGUCGUUUGUCAAACUAUGUACCUUUGAGAUAUUUUUAAACAAUCCCCCAAACCCAAAGAACAAAUACAAACGAUAACAUAUACAGAGAUACAAACAUUACACACUGUAGCAGUUGGAUGAAACGAUGACGAAAGAACGUAGAAGAGAAGAUAAUUACACAAUAAAGCACAACAGAAGUAUAAAAGUAGAACAGAGGACAUUUACAACGAGAGUACAUCUACACUUUCCAGAAAGUCCACAAUAUGGCGAAGAACCAUAAAACCAUAAACUCCAUCAUUAACACCACAUAGACACACGAACGCACACCGAGAAAUAGCAAACGGAAAUAGUAGUAAAGCGGCAAAAGAUAUACCCACGGGGUUUCGUGAGAGCAAAAGUCAGUGGGCUACACUAAGUACACAACACAUCACUGAACAUACUCUACUGAAAGAAUCGUCUAUCGAUCGAAUGCCGAGCACCGGGGCAGCGGGUCGAUAGUGUGCGUACAGACAUACACACACAGCAUGAUACAUUUGGAUAGACUGAUUCAAUAAAAGUUAUAAAGUAUAUAGAAACCA
This is a messenger RNA of Anopheles gambiae (African malaria mosquito), 5226 nucleotides long. Its product is annotated as carbohydrate sulfotransferase 11. Gene Ontology annotation, biological process: carbohydrate biosynthetic process. Bases 566 to 2053 code for a protein of 495 amino acids. Gene Ontology annotation, molecular function: sulfotransferase activity. The record is from RefSeq and is a predicted model, not a curated record. The transcript is spliced from 6 exons. Gene Ontology annotation, cellular component: membrane. NCBI's taxonomy places the organism in Eukaryota, Metazoa, Arthropoda, Insecta, Diptera, Culicidae.